This is a messenger RNA of Octodon degus (degu), 2023 nucleotides long. Its product is annotated as zinc finger protein 14-like. The transcript has 4 exons. The record is from RefSeq and is a predicted model, not a curated record. Gene Ontology annotation, molecular function: DNA-binding transcription repressor activity, RNA polymerase II-specific. Bases 110 to 2023 code for a protein of 637 amino acids. Gene Ontology annotation, biological process: negative regulation of transcription by RNA polymerase II. Lineage: Eukaryota; Metazoa; Chordata; Mammalia; Rodentia; Octodontidae.
ACGUUCAGGGUGUUGCCGACAGCUUCCCGCUGACUAGACCGCAUUUUUCUGCAGUUUUUACUGGCUGCCACGGCAUUGGAAGGAUCCUCGGAGACCAUCAUCCCACGCAAUGGAGGCAGUGACCCUGGAGGAUGUGCUUGUGAACUUCACCCUGGAGGAGUGGGCUGUGCUGAAUCCAUCUCAGAAGAAGCUCUACAGAGAAGUGAUGUGGGAAACGUUUAGGAAUGUGACUGCUGUAGGAGAGACUUGGGAUACCCAAAAAAUUAAAGAGGAAUACAAAAACUUCUCAAGACAUCUAAGAGUUGAAAAGAUAGCAAAAUUUUAUGAAGACAAAAUAUGGGAUCAACAGGAAAAAAUGUGCCUUUGGGCUUCAGAUGAGAAUGUGGAAACACAACAGGCUGCUCUAAAGUCAGCUGAAAACCUUGCGUGUAGCAAGCCCGUGUUGGGGCAUUCAUCAUUAAACGUGUGCACGUUACCUGACACUGGACUGAAGCCACGUGAGUAUGUGGGAUUUGAUGAGGAGCUAGGUAAUGGUAAUGAACCUGGAAAAUCCAGUGAUUUCCAGCCCUGUCAGAAUCCUGCAAAGACAAAGCCUGGAGAGCAGUGCUAUGAAAGUGAACAAUGUGGGAAAUCACACCCUAACCAUAAGGAACAAACUCAGUCUGUAGAGGAAACCUCUGGAUGCAAGCAAAGCGUGAACAGCUCUAGCACUCCCAGUGGUAUUAAAAUCCAUGAAAGAUUUCACACUGGGAACAAACCCUAUGUAUGUAAUCAAUGUGGAGAAAAAUUUGCAGAUAACUCUGCAUUUCUUAGACAUAAAAAAACCCACACAGAUGCGAAGGCAUAUAUGUGUCAGCAGUGUGGGAAAGCAUUCACUACACAACGUUAUUGUAAAAUUCAUGAAAAAAUUCACACCGGGGAGAAACUCUAUUCCUGUAAAGAAUGUGGGAAAGCAUUUGCUACACUGAGUUAUUGUAGAAUACAUGAAAGAAUUCACACUGGUGAGAAACCGUAUGUAUGUGAGAAAUGUGGGAAAGCCUUCCGUACACAUCUGUAUUAUAGAAGACAUGAAAGAAUUCACACUGGGGAGAAACCUUAUGUAUGUAAUGAAUGUGGAAAAGGAUUUGCUGCUAUGUCUACAUUUUGUAGACAUAAGCAAGUUCACACAGGUGAGAAAGCAUAUAUAUGCAAGCAAUGUGGGAAAUCCUUCUCUAGUGGAAGUUACUGUAAAACACAUGAAAGAAUUCACACUGGGGAAAAACCUUAUGAAUGUACUCAAUGCGGAAAAGUAUUUGCUGAUAAGUCUGCACAUUGUAGACAUAAACGACUCCACACAAGUGAGAAAACCUAUGUAUGCAAACAAUGUGGGAAAGCAUUUACUACUCUCAGUUAUUAUAAAAAACACGAAAGAAGUCACACUGGGGAGAAACCGUAUGUGUGUGAAAAAUGUGGAAAAGCAUUCACUACCCCAAGGUAUUGUAGAAUACACAAAAGAAGCCACACGGGGGAGAAACCAUAUGCUUGUAAGCAAUGUGGGAAAGCAUUCAUUGAUGUGAAAAGUCAUAAAAUUCAUGAAAGAAUUCACACUGGGGAGAAACCCUACGCAUGUAAGCUUUGUGGGAAAACAUUCAAUGCCAUAAAUGCUUGUAAAGUACAUGAAAAAACUCACAGUGGUGCAAAACCCUAUGUAUGUAAGAAAUGUGGAAAAGCAUUCACUACACAGAGUUACUGUAGAAUACAUGAAAAAAGCCACAGUGGGGAGAAACCCUAUGCAUGUAAGCUAUGUGGAAAAGCAUUUUCUGGCAUGAAUUACUGUAAAAAACAUGAAAGAACCCACAGUGGGGAGAAACCCUAUGCAUGUAAGCUAUGUGGGAAAACAUUUGCUGGCAUAAGUUAUUGUAAAAAACAUGAAAGAAGACAUACUGGGGAGAAACCCUAUGAAUGUAAGCAAUGUGGGAAAGCAUUCAGUACACAGAGUUGGCAUAAAAUACAUGAAAGAAAUCACAGUGGCGAGAAAGUGUAA